Molecule: messenger RNA, 2953 nt
Organism: Antechinus flavipes (yellow-footed antechinus)
Lineage: Eukaryota; Metazoa; Chordata; Mammalia; Dasyuromorphia; Dasyuridae
Gene: PRSS35
Product: serine protease 35
Biological process (GO): proteolysis
Molecular function (GO): serine-type endopeptidase activity
Source: RefSeq, a predicted model, not a curated record
CCUGCCGGGAGAUGCUGAGACUGAAUUCCUAGAGCAAGGUCACUUUCCUCGCUUUUAUCCCUUUUUAAUUCAUUGAGGAGAGGGCACUCCCUAGAAUUUCUGAUCCCUCCCUCUCUCUCUUCUUUCAGUCCCCGAAGAAUUCCCUCCCCCUGCCCUUCAGAUUCCUUCCCCUCUCUCCUUCCCCACCCUCUUCUCAUUUUCCUCUCCUUCCUUUCCAGAGAAAGACCCCUCCCAAGUCUCUUCACCCUGAGUUCGCUCCGAAGUCUGGGAGUCAUUCACUUUCCCCUUCUAUUUCUCUCCUCCCCUUUUUCUCCCCCUCUCUCUUUCCUCCUCCCCACACCCCCCUUCUUUGGAAAGAACCACCCGGCUUCCACUUCGCCUCCUCAGUCUCCUCCAGUGCUCCUUGGGGGUGACUCCAGCCCUGGUAGCCCAUGGUACUGGAGCUCUCCUUUAUCCUACCCACGAGGCUCCAUGUCCGAAAUAGGAAUCUCCUAAGCCAAGCUGGGUAACUUCUCUGCGACUGUCAUUCCACUCACUUUUCUGGAGCCAACAGGACAAGCUUGAAUUGUACUAUCAAAAUGGAAAAUAUACUAUUCUGGUUGAUCUUUUCUAUCCCUGCAUGGACUGUCAUUGGUGGCUCUGAAAUGGAACAGGAUUUUACCUGGCACUUACGAAAAAUACCUCGGGUGGUCAGUGAAAGAACUUUGCAUCUUUCCAGCCCCAAAUUUGAAGCAGAUGCCAAGUUGGUGCUAAACAGAGUAUGUGGUAUUGAAUGCCAAAAGGAACUACCAGUGCCAAGUGUUUCUGAGCUGGAGGAGUCUCUCUCUUAUGAGACUGUCUUUGAAAAUGGUACUCGAACCUUGACUCAAGUGAAUGUCCAGGGAUUGAUGCUUGAGCCUACUCAGAACACCACAAGAAAAAUUAUAUCCAGGAGAAAGCGACAAGUAUAUGGCAUUGAUAGUCGCUUCAGUAUCUUGGACAAGCGAUUUGUAACCAAUUUCCCUUUCAGCACAGCAGUAAAGCUCUCCACGGGCUGUAGUGGUAUUCUCAUCUCCCCUAACCAUGUCUUAACGGCAGCUCACUGUAUUCAUGAUGGACAGGACUACGUUAAAGGGGGCAAAAAACUAAGGGUAGGAUUGCUCAAGAUGAGGUCCAAGAGGAAUGGCAAGAAACCCAGAGGUUCUAAGAGGAUUCGACGAGAAGCUGAAUAUGGAGAUCCACUACAUGAUACCCAAGAGGAGCUAGGUAUAAGAUCCAAAGGAAGGAGAAGAAAGAAAGAAUCAGGAAGGGGUCAGAAAGGCUCUGAAGGUAAGCCCUCUUUCCAGUGGACCAGGGUCAAGACAACCUACAUUCCCAAAGGCUGGGUUAGAGGAGUAAGAGAAAAUGUGGCUCUGGAUUAUGAUUAUGCUCUUCGAUUGAAACGUCCCCAUAAAAAGAAGUAUAUGGAGCUGGGUGUCAGUCCAACCAUCAAGAAGAUGCCUGGGAGCAUGAUUCAUUUCUCAGGUUUUGACAAUGAUAGAUCUGGGCAGUUGGUCUACCGAUUUUGCAGCGUGUCGGAUGAAUCUAAUGACCUCUUCUACCAGUACUGUGAUGCAGAGCCUGGCUCUACAGGCUCUGGGGUCUAUCUCCGCCUUAAGGACCCAGACAAGAAGUGGAAGCGCAAGAUCAUUGCUGUCUAUUCGGGCCACCAGCAGAUGGACAUCAACGGAGUCCAGAAGGAUUAUAAUGUUGCUGUACGCAUUACUCCUCUCAAAUAUGCACAGAUUUGCCUAUGGAUCCAUGGAAAUGAUGCUGAUUGUACUUAUGGCUAACUGUAAAAAGUCACAUCCUCAAAACAUACCAAAAACCAGUCUCAAGUUACUACAACAGCUCCUCAUCUCAGGUUAUGAUUGAUUUUUACAUCUAUCAUCAGCAUUUCAGCAUUUCAAAAAGUAUUCCUAAAAGACAUAUGAGAAUAUUUUCAUAAUUUUUUUCAAAGAGAAUUUUAAGUCUGUAUAGCUACUAAAAUGGAACAGGCACUCUAGUGCCAAAGUUUAUACUUUUCUUUAAAUUGUGCUCAUUUUAAGUUGUUUGUGAACAAAAUGUGUUUCCUUCUGCCUUAAAAAAACAAUCAGGCAAAUUUUGAAGCCUCAAACUAGUACUAUUAAAUAAUAGGUAAUUUCUCAAUAGACUUGUUCUCAGGGUUCUGCUCUAAUUAGUAUCUAAGAUAACUGAUACUCCAUAGGACUUGUAGAACUGUAUCUGCAGAAGCAGAUAAACCACGAUAGACAAUAUUUAAAAUAGGUCAACUGAGAGAUACUGAGAACCCAGUGAGUAUAAACACUGUAUUACUCUGUAUUACUAGGUGCUAAUUUUUUUCAAAGUAGGAAUUCCGUUAUUCCCCACUCCUCAAGAAAGUUAUUUUUUCUGACAAAUAUUAUUAGCUUUUUGCCACAUAUGCCAGUUCUUUAGUGUCUAUCCUAUUUUUAAUAUUCUAUGUUUCUAUGUCAAAAACUUUCAUGUGUUUGGAUGAUCUGUCAUUCUAAUCAGAUCAUCUCAUCACUGGGAGCAAUCACAUCAAUUCACCUAAGUUCAAUAUUAGUCAAAACAGAGCCUUGGGACACAAUCCAGAGUAGACAUGGUUUGGGGAUCCAUUAGUUCAGAAAGAUGCCCCAAGUUAAGGAUCUCCUAAUUUAAAAAAAUUUAAUUCUUGGGAUAAGCCCAGGUGAGACUUGUGGAUUUUUGAUCCUUAUUCAGUAUCUGGAAUAUUACUGUCUUUCCUUUACUCCCCUAACUUUCACCUAAUUAAUACACUGCUUUAGCAUUAAAAUGUUUUUUUUAAAUCUUUUCUUCUAAGGAGACCAAGUAUAUCUUUUUAUACCUUUGUACAAGCUAUAUUUCUCAUUGGUAAUAACAACUUCCUGAAAUGGAGGAUUCAGAGGAAUCAACUUAAAUAUAGUUUCAGCUCACAUUA